This is a messenger RNA of Neospora caninum, 2259 nucleotides long. RefSeq lists its product as hypothetical. The coding region runs from base 1 to 2259 and encodes 752 amino acids. The record is from RefSeq and is a predicted model, not a curated record. The transcript has 7 exons. Lineage: Eukaryota; Apicomplexa; Conoidasida; Eucoccidiorida; Sarcocystidae. Gene Ontology annotation, molecular function: phosphatidate phosphatase activity.
AUGUGGGGGAAGAUCGUCUCGAGCGUCUCGAACGCGCUGGAUUUCAACCAAGCGACGUUGUCGGGGUGUAUCGACAUCAUCUGUGUGCGGUCGACGCACGACAAUAAGCUGCGCAGCACGCCUUUCCACGUUCGCUUUGGCAAAGCCAAGUUGCUGCGUUCGCGGGAGAAAACGGUGACGGUAACGGUGAACGGCGAGCUGACGAGUCUGCGCAUGAAGUUGGGCGCAGCCGGCGAGGCGUAUUUCGUCCACGAAGACGAGGGUCUCGGCGACCUGGGCGACGAGGAGUCUGCGAGCCCAAUUCUGUCUCCGCGGUCGAACGCGAGCGGCGAGGGCAGCUUCUGCCGGGCGAGCCUCGCUUCUCGAGAGCAAGACUGGAGAGGCCGAGAAGACGACGAGAAGGAGCGCGCAGAAGACGGCUCUCAGGCCGGGCACGGCGAGGACCGAGAGGCUGCCUGCGUGGGGAACGAGGCGAGCGCAGACGCCGCUACCAGAGAGGCCUCGCUCCCGGAAAGGCACCCUUCGGCAUCUCCCGCCGCUGAGGCCUUGUCGCCGCCCGACGACGGCAGACGCGCCGUUAUCGAUGGAAAGGAAGAGCCCGAACUCGGAGCGACGGCUGUGUCCCAUCCGGUCGCGCAGUCCGGCGCAGAAGCCGAACAGGAACGCGAGAGGCUGGUGGUCGGCGGCGUCGGCGCGCCUGCGGUCGCGCCUUCAGCGGCACAAAUCGACCGCGCCUUCCCGGAAGAUCAGCAGCUGGGCGCCGGCCCAGUCACGGACAGCCGAAUCGCUGCGGAGAGCCAGGCGGGGUCUGCGUCCGGAGUCAGUUUCUCGCUCUGUGGCCACAUGCUCACGGGCAGAGUGACAGAGGAGCAGCACGACAACGACGUCUUCAAUGCGAAUGUGGUGUCCUGGGAAGCCUUCGACAACAACCCUGCGCUGUGGUACCAUCCGUCGCUGGUCGCGAGAUUCGACGACAAGCCUCCGUACUAUCCAGGCAAAGUGGCGCUGCCGCUGCUCGCCUGCUGGCUAGUCUUCAACCGGCCGCUGUCUGUCGAGAGUCUCACGCGACUGAUGAACGCCGAGGUCACCGCGAAUCUCGAGCAGCCGAACUUCAGCAGCGCCUUGUCCUCGGCCUCGCGCUGGUUCUUCGGAAGCCGCACCUCCGCCCCGCCUCCGGCCAGCAAGAGCCUCACGCUGUUCCCGUAUCCCAAGGCCGGGACCGAGAGCACGGACGAGCGCGGGGCGCUCGGGCCCGCGGGCGAGGCUCCCCAAGCCGGCCCGAAGGCGCCCAUCGUUCUGGCGACAAACAACCCAAUUGCGCAGGCGACUGCGAGCGCAGCGGCGUCGGUGGCCGCCGUGGAAGAAGCCGCCGGCGUGCGGCGCGAGGAGGGCGAAUGGAAAGAAGGCAGUGCCUUGGCCUCACUGAAUCUGAAACCGGGUGCAAAUUCGAUUUGCUUCACAGUCAGCUCCUCCCUCCAGGGCACCAAGAGCGUCAUGGGAACCAUCUACCUCUGGCCUCAGUACCCCAAGAUCGUUAUCUCCGAUGUCGACGGGACGAUCACCAGAUCUGAUGUGUUGGGUCAGUUGAUGCCGAUCGUCGGCCGGGACUGGUCUCACGAUGGCGUUGCGGAGCUCUUCACCAAAAUCAAGAAGGCUGGGUACCUCAUUCUGUACCUGACUGCGCGAGCUAUCGGACAAGCCGACGCGACACGCGACUAUCUCUUCGGGCUGACGCAACAGCAAACGAAUAAGCUGCCAGAUGGGCCGCUCAUUCUGAGUCCCGACCGCCUCUUCCCCUCUUUCAAGCGUGAAGUGAUCGAGAGGAAACCUUACAUCUUCAAGAUCGCUGCGCUUCGCGAUAUUCGCAGCCUCUUUCCUCCGGAAUACAACCCGUUCUAUGCCGGUUUCGGGAACCGCGACUCCGACCAUCGCGCGUAUGUCCAUGUCGGCGUGGCGGAGGCGAAAGUCUUCAUCAUUGACCCGUCGGGCGCAAUCCACCAUAUCAACAACUCGACUUACGCUCGGACGUACGAAACAAUGUCAGAGAUCGCUGACUUCAUGUUUCCGCCUUUACCACGACCCGACGGAAGGCUGCCGUCUGAGGCGCUCAUCAAACAAGAGGAGGCGGAAGAAGAACAGGUGCGAGAGAGGAAGCGUCUCGCUUACACCCUCCACAUAGACGACGAGCAAAUGCAUCCUGCAGGUUUAUGCAAUGUGGUCUGUGCAAAUGCGGCUCGGUCCCUGCCAAUCCUCGAUUAA